CCGUAUCACUUCGCUGAUUUCACUGCUUGAGCUUGGACCAUGUCUGGAAUUGUGCUUUACGGAUUGGACAUUAGUCCUCCAGUGAGAUCCUGCCAACUGACCCUGCGGGCCCUGGACUUGGAGUACGAGUUCAAGGAGGUGGAUCUCCUGGCGGGGGAGCACCGCAAGGAGGAGUUCCUCAAGAAGAACCCCCAGCACACCAUUCCGCUGCUCGAUGACAAUGGCGUCCUUGUGUGGGACUCACAUGCCAUCGUGUGCUACCUGGUGGGCAAGUAUGCGAAGACGGAUGAGCUCUAUCCCAAGGAUCUGGUGAAGCGGGCGCAGGUGGACCAGCGACUGUACUUCGAUGCCAGCGCUCUGUUCAUGGCUCUUCGGAACAUCUGUGCCCCCUACUUCUACAAUAAUGUCACGGAGAUUUCCCGGGAGAAGGCGGAUAAUGUUCGUGAUGCCUAUGGCCAUUUGGAGACCUUUCUGGGGGACAAUCCCUACGUAACCGGCGACACCCUCACCGUAGCGGACUUCUGCUGUGCUGCCACGGCCUCUUCCUUGCCAGCUGUUGUCCCGCUGGAGGCCGACAAGUAUCCGAAGAUCACCGCAUGGCUGGAACGCCUCCAGGAGUUACCCUACUACGAGGAGGCCAAUGGGGCUGGGACCAAGAAGUACGUGGACAUGCUAAAGGACAAGCUGAGUUUUCUGUGAGCAGUCUUUCCCACAAUUAACUAGUGCGUUGUGCUUCAAUUUUUAAUUCCCAGCUAAUUAAAGUAAGUGGUUGACAAACAUUUGGUACUGCCCACACUCUCAGAAAAACUGGGAAACUAAAAUUAAAUAAACUAAAAUUGAGAAAUUAAUUUCAAUA
Drosophila biarmipes is the source of this 856-nucleotide messenger RNA. Its product is annotated as glutathione S-transferase 1-like. The record is from RefSeq and is a predicted model, not a curated record. The transcript has a single exon. Gene Ontology annotation, biological process: glutathione metabolic process. Gene Ontology annotation, molecular function: glutathione transferase activity. The coding region runs from base 40 to 699 and encodes 219 amino acids. NCBI's taxonomy places the organism in Eukaryota, Metazoa, Arthropoda, Insecta, Diptera, Drosophilidae.